Trichomycterus rosablanca is the source of this 848-nucleotide messenger RNA. RefSeq names its product prenylcysteine oxidase 1 (gene pcyox1). Bases 282 to 839 code for a protein of 185 amino acids. The transcript has 5 exons. Lineage: Eukaryota; Metazoa; Chordata; Actinopteri; Siluriformes; Trichomycteridae. Gene Ontology annotation, molecular function: prenylcysteine oxidase activity. Gene Ontology annotation, biological process: prenylcysteine catabolic process; prenylated protein catabolic process. The record is from RefSeq and is a predicted model, not a curated record.
UCGUUGGGUACUUAUCAUGCUAUAACACUAGCCAAUCAGAAUGCCGAGAAAAAUAGUGUCAGCCAAUCCUAGUGCAAGGGAGGCGGGAUUUAUCGGAAUACAGGUGGGAUGAAACAGAACCGACUGCGCAUAGAGAAGUAGAGAAGUUUGUGAACGCAUGUCAACUUUUGUGGAGAGUUGAAUUGUGUAAAUGCAAAAAUAAACUAAUAAAUAAAGACUUUCUGCUGCAGUUGGAGUCAAAUAAUUCGAUGUCUGCACGGAUUUAGAAGUAAGUCCUCAUCAUGUCAGCGAGAACUCUGUCUGCUCUUCUGUUUCUCUGCCUGGUUCAGGUCGGGCGCCGGGGUCUCGCCUCCGCUCCUGAGCUGCGAGAGCCGCCGAAGAAAAUAGCCGUCAUCGGAGCUGGGAUCGGAGGAACGGCGGCGGCGUUUUUCCUCAGGCAGGAGUUUGGGGCGUCCGUGAAGAUCGACGUGUUCGAGUCGGGAUCGGUGGGAGGACGUCUGGCUACAGAGGACGUCGGAGGACACGAGUACGAGAUGGGAGGCUCCAUCUUACACCCGCUCAACCUGCACAUGAAGCACUUUGUGGACAGACUAGGUCUGUCGGCGCGUGCUGAGGUGCCCACUAAACUGGCCUUCUUCGAUGGGAAGGAGUUGGUGUUCGAGGAGAGCGACUGGUUCAUCGUGAACUUCCUGCGCAUGCUGUGGCGCUACGGCUUGAACUCCAUCCGCAUGCACAUGUGGGUGGAGGGGAUUCUGGACAAGUUCAUGAGUUUGUACCAGACUACACUGAUGACAACACGUCUUGUGUCCAUUUUAUUUACUGAUCACACCUGGUGGUGAUGUUACCUG